UUGGCUCUAAAAUGGUUUAAUUCAAAUCAACUUAAACUAUCUCUAUUUAGUUUGUGACUUAAACUUCUCAAGUUCUCAAAGAAAGAACUUAAACCUGUGCUAAUUAAUAAUUAUUAACAUUGAACAAAUUUUUUGUUAAAUAUAGCUUUCUGUUUUGGUUACUUUACUUUCUCAUGAUAGUUGUGUUAUAGUGAUUGAUAUGCACGUAACUGAGUUAAUAACUACCUACCUACAGUUGUUGCAACUAUUGCUUGUUUGUUGAUUCUACGGUUUCACCUAUCGAACUGAGAAUUUAAGAUGGGUGAAAAAGCAACAGCGACAAGUACUUCAAAUGUGUUUUGUUGUGCUGUGUGCAACGACACAUUUAACUCCAACAAGGCAUUAAUUCGCCACAAAACAUUGCACGCUAAAGAAAAAAGAACUUUCAACUGCAACACUUGCCCAAAAUUGUUCACGGAACACCGUGAAUUUGUAUUACACGAAAUCACUCAUUUGCACCAUACUAGCAAACAUAAAUGUGUGGAAUGCGGAGUCGAAAAGAGAUAUAUGGAGUACAAAAUACACGUGUUGACACAUUAUGAACAACCAAAACAGUCCUGCGAUGUUUGCGGUGUCUUGUUGACUUACGACAAGAUGAAGGAACACACUAAAGUGCAUAGUGGUUUCAACACGCGGUUCGUGUGUGAUAUUUGCGGCAAGACUCUGUCUACCGGCAAGCGAGAGAUGCACAUGGCCAUUCACAGACGAGGGCCCAAACGGUACCCGUGCGAUUAUUGCGACAAAGUGUACAAGUGUAAACAUGACAGGGACUGUCAUGUGAACAUUCACACUGGUGAACUGUCAGAAAUAUGCGAUAUAUGCGGUUUCGUCUGUCACAACCCGAAAAAUAUGAACAGACACAAGCGGAAACAUAAAAUAAUAGAAAAUAGGUUCGAGUGUGACUAUUGUCAGAAGAUAAUUUUCAAUAAGACAUCGCUUGUGCUUCAUAUUAGGAACCACAUGCUUGGAUUCAGGUGUAAAUGUAGAAACUGCUCGUUCUCAGCGCCCACUCGCUCGGCGCUGAAACGACACAAGAAGUUGACGCAUUACUUCUGUAAAAUCUGCCGCGACGGCUUCCACUCCAGCACCCAGCUGGCACGUCACGUGAAGUCGACUAAUCAUCAGGAAUUGAUGAUGGAGAAUGACGAGUGACUUGACAAAAAUCAAUGUACAAUACAAUAAAAAGUUUA
Messenger RNA from Amyelois transitella, 1229 nucleotides. RefSeq names its product zinc finger protein 62 homolog. The transcript is spliced from 5 exons. The record is from RefSeq and is a predicted model, not a curated record. NCBI's taxonomy places the organism in Eukaryota, Metazoa, Arthropoda, Insecta, Lepidoptera, Pyralidae. Bases 298 to 1191 code for a protein of 297 amino acids.